Messenger RNA from Triplophysa rosa, 4704 nucleotides. RefSeq lists its product as uncharacterized. The record is from RefSeq and is a predicted model, not a curated record. The transcript is spliced from 2 exons. Lineage: Eukaryota; Metazoa; Chordata; Actinopteri; Cypriniformes; Nemacheilidae. Gene Ontology annotation, biological process: proteolysis. Bases 1196 to 3487 code for a protein of 763 amino acids. Gene Ontology annotation, molecular function: aspartic-type endopeptidase activity.
UCAUUUCAUGUUGAAAUGUAUUUCUGUUUUCCUGAGCCAGAUCAGUGUUGCUGUGUUUGUUUAUGUAUUCACUCACUUUUUCUUCUGUAGUUGUUUGUAGCGGUAAGAAAGAAGCUCAGCUCUUCACCUUGCCCUGGAAUGGCAUACUGAGCAGCAGCAGACUCCAUCACCUCCGCUUUAGCCACGGCUGCAUCUGCUUCUUUCUGAAGAUUGAGUAAAUCAAGAGUUGCCUCUAACUGUGCCUUUUCCACUUUAAUAUACAUCUCUUUCUCAGUAUAUGCUAAUCUGGCUUUUGUGGCUUGAGCUUCUGCAUGCGCGCGUGCUGCAGCCAUGCUGGCUCUGGUUGAUGCUGACGACUUUGAAGAUCCUGUUGAUGAUCUAACAGUAAUUUUUCCUGACAACCUUGAGGACUUUGCUGAUGUAACGGGUAUACAGUAUAUUAUUGUGAUUAUUUUUGGGAGACUUUUAUUUUGACAGAUGGACUGGUUUUACGUGUGUUGCGAGAGGAUGCGAAGAAGAGGGCGGUGCACGAGAGUGUCCCAAACAGAAGUGAGUGUCGUGUCGUGUCGUGCUCGAGAAGUUCGGUUGAUAAAGUUGCUUUAAUAGUGCUGUAUCAGAGCUGUAGUCGAAUAAAAGACUACAUCACCUAGUGUUUUUGCGAACUGUGACCCACAUUUCGCAGUUGAGGAUUUUGUUUUGUGUCGUUUUUGCUUCGUGGGCCGCAUCAGCUGCCGGAGUGACGCAGUAACUUUAUUACGGCUACAACGACAGCGUCGAGUGUAUAAUAUGUGUUUUUUGUUUGAAUUGUGACGUUUGAAGAGAUCCGAUCACUUUUGCCUGAGUAUUGCGCUCAUUACGUUUUGAUGGUGAAAAAGCGUUAUUGAAACAGACUAAUCACACAUUUUUUUCGUGUUCAACGUUUUUUUCGUCUUUGCACGUGAGACAGAGACUGCUGUAUGUUGCAGUUAACGCAGAGAGAUUUGUUUUUGGAAGUUAAGGAUUUCUCACUCUUAACGACAUCUCAGUUUGAUUCAUUGUUUGAUAUACCCAACUUCCCGGAUAUUUCGUUGGGCUUGAGUGAGUCAACUACACUACUAAAGUUAAUUUCAACGCACGCUACGUCGAGACAACACAUUUCCACUCAUCGUUCCACAGACUGGUUCUUUGUCACUUGGCUCUAUCUCCGUCAUCUGCAAUGGAUGGCAAUGAAGUCGUACCGAGUGCAAGUUUCAUCUCUGAGUCUUUCAUUGCCAGAAGGGAACCAAUGAGAGAUUUGAUAAACACCUUCAGUGACUUGUAUAUUGACUUUGAUGAGGUAAGCGAAAGAGCUAUGGAUAAUUUUCCUGAAGAUGACCUUUCUUUUCCUCCACCUCCACCACUGGAACCAAGUGGAGAAACGGAACACAACCUGAAUGUCCGAAUCACUGCUUUGGAAAAUCAGAUGGCAGAAAUAUGUCAGAUGGUGAGUGAGAAAGUUUCUUGUGACGAGUUGGUUAAGCAAUGUAAAAAGAUUGAAGAUAGGAUUGCAUAUCAUGUUCAACGUGAGGAUGAGAGAGCUAAACAGCAGGUGGAAAUGUUAGUUAAGGAUCUGGGUCAAUCUAUGUUAGGUUGCUUGAAAAGAAGAGAUCAGCAACUGGAGCAAAAACUUCAAGAGUUUAAACUAUUCUCAUCUACUCCAAAAAUCUCCAAAAUUGAUCCUUUAGUUAGUGAUAGCGCCACACCACCUAGCAACAUGACAUAUAACCGACCGACCAGCCAUAUUCAUAACCAGACCAAUCAGUCUGCAAUUCCGUACAACCCUCCAGUAAAACUUGAUUUCCCUAGUUUCAGCAAUAACCUCGAAGAUGACCCAGUUUCGUUCAUUGAGCGUUGUGAGGAAUACCUUACUGUUCGCCCCCUCACUGACGAUGAAAUUCUAGCCUCACUCUCAGCUGUACUGAAGGGUACCGCCAAAGAUUGGUGGAUGGCAGAGAGGAGAAGUGUGACUAAAUGGAAGCAAUUCAAGGAGAGAUUCCUGCACUCGUUUUUAAGCAAAGACUACCGGGAGGUGGUAGCCAGGAAACUGAUGGAAAGGAAGCAAGGUGCUAAAGAGAGUUUCAGGGACUUUGCUUUCCAAUAUCGUGCUUUGUGUCUACGGUGGAAAAAGGAUAUGUCUGAGAAGGAAAUGAUACAAUCCAUCCUCAGGAAUUGCAAUCCUCGACUUGCUAGUUUAUUACGUGGGACUGCCAAGGACGUGGGAGAGUUAGUCAGGAUAGGAACACAAAUUGAAAGAGACUUUGAUGAGUCUAGGAAGUAUUGGAGUCAAGUCAAUGGUGAGGAACAGAAAAGGAAAACAUCCUCUGUUCAAGAACCUCAGCGCAAGUUACCACCGGUUGGCAAUCGAAUGGUGCUACUUGACCAAAGCCCAGACCAUCAUGCCUACAAGAACAUCUCCCUUCCCAUAAUCAUCAGAGACAGCUAUAUAAUUGCCAUAGUUGACACUGGAAGCACUUUCUCACUAAUUCAACAGUCGUUGUGGAAGCAGUUAAGUCCUCGGGAAGAAUGUCAACCUAGUGGAGGUCAAUCAUUCCUGUUGGCUAAUGGCCAGAGACAAAAUUCCUUGGGUAAAGUGAAUUGGAGGUGUGAAAUUCAAGGACAGUCUGUGUAUAUCACUUUCUUUAUUAUGCAAGAUUCCAAUCUAACUGUUCCAGUUAUUCUAGCAAUUGACUUUCUGUUGGAGUCCAGGAUGGUGUUGGAUUUCCACAAAGCCGAGUACAGAAUGCUUGCAAUACCUGAACCAAAAAGUUUUCCGUUUCUGCAGCACAAUCUUCAACCCUCUACCCAUUUCUAUCUUGCAGUAUCGGGGUCUACUUGUAAUGAUGAAACUCUACAACAGGUUCACAAGUUAGCCCAAGCAGCAGAUGCAGAUCUUACCACCCAGAAGGAGUUAAAGGAUUUUAUGGUACAUUGGUCUACUGUGUGCACUCAGCAGAUUGGUCGAACAAAUUGCAUCAAGCACAGCAUUAUAACUGUUGAUGAAGUUCCCGUAAGAAAACGUCCUUACAUGGUCUCUAUGGAGAAGCAGAAAUUCAUCGAUUCACAAGUACAAGAACUUUUAGACAAAGGAAUCAUCCAACCGUCUACUUCACCUUGGGCCUCACCGGUGGUGGUAGUUCAGAAGAAGGAUGGAGAUUCCAGAUUCUGUAUAGAUUAUCGAGGGCUUAAUUCCAAAACACAUCUGGAUGCUUACCCCAUGCCUCAAAUACAGGAUAUCUUAGAGAGUCUCCAUGAAUCAUCCAUCUUCAGUACACUAGAUUUAAAAAGUGGCUACUGGCAACUAGAAAUGGCUAAGGACAGCAUUAAGAAAACGGCUUUUUGUCACAUCUACAGGGUUAUACGAAUUUCUGUGUCUAGCGUCCGGCCUGAAAAACGCUGCAGCAUCCUUCCAGCGGUUGAUGGAACAGGUACUACGGGGAGUGAGAGGAAAAUGUUGCAUGGUAUACAUUGAUGAUAUCGUCGUAUAUUCAAAAACUAUUCCAGAACAUCUUCUGCAUCUCCAACAAGUUUUCAAAUGUCUCCAUAAAGCAGGUCUCACACUCAAUCUAAAAAAAUGCAACUUAAUCCAGAAAUCGCUCUCAUUCCUUGGACAUGUCAUGACACCAGAAGGAAUAAAAACUGACCCAGCAAAGAUUUCAGCGGUUGAAUCAUUUCCCAUACCCCAAACCAUCAAAGACGUGCAAAUGUUCCUAGGUUUAGCAGGAUGGUAUCAUCGUUUCAUUCCCCAAUUCUUUGAAAAAGCAGCUCCUUUACAUGCCCUGAAUCAGAAGAAUGCCUUGUGGGAAUGGACAGAGCAGUGUCAACAAGCUUUUAACACCAUUAAACAAGACCUUGUACAAGCUCCAGUUUUAAUCACCCCUGAUUUUUCUAAAUCGUUCAGAGUACAAACCGAUGCCAGUGAUAUGGGUGUUGGAGUUGUUCUCACUUAGGAAGUGGAUGGAGAAGAACAUGUAAUCUCCUAUGCUUCUCGUUUGCUGAGAGGAGCGGAGAAAGCUUAUUCCGUAUCCGAGAAAGAGUGUCUGGCAGUAGUAUGGGCCGUCGAGAAAUGGAGACAAUAUCUGGAAGGACGGAUGUUUGAAGUAAUAACCGAUCAUGCAGCCUUGACCUGGGCAUUUCAGCAUCCAAAACCCUCCUCACGCCUCAUACGAUGGACCAUAAGACUGCAAGGUUUUUAUUUCACAGUGAGAUAUAGGAAAGGCCAGUGCAAUGUAGUACCAGAUGUGCUAUCAAGAAGUCUCAACACUCCUCCAGAAAUGUUACUCAUUGCUACUGCAACCAAAACCAUUUUUCCCCCGUGUGACCUACCAGUUGAUCUAUCACAAAUUGCCACAGCUCAACAGCAUGAUGAAGUUCAAGACUUGGUCACUAAGGCAGGCAAACAGACCUUUGAUGUGACUAGAGUUCAUUAUGUUCUCGAAAAUGGCUUGCUAUUUCGCAGUGUACAUGAUGGUAAAAAAGGUAAAAAACUUCAACUAAUCAUUCCAUCUGCCCUAAGACAACCUUUUUUACAAUAUGCUCAUGACAAUCCACUGAGUGGUCAUUUUGGAAAGCUCAAAACCUUAUUUAGGCUCCUUGAGACAGUGUACUGGCCUAGCAUCAGAGCAGAUGUGUGGAAAUGUUGUAAAGAGUGUAACACCUGCCAAAAACACAAGCCAUCUAUGACUAAAA